Molecule: messenger RNA, 6699 nt
Organism: Sparassis crispa
Lineage: Eukaryota; Fungi; Basidiomycota; Agaricomycetes; Polyporales; Sparassidaceae
Product: DNA polymerase epsilon catalytic subunit A
Exons: 9
Coding region: 1-6699 (2232 amino acids)
Biological process (GO): DNA replication proofreading; mitotic cell cycle; DNA replication
Cellular component (GO): nucleus; epsilon DNA polymerase complex
Molecular function (GO): DNA binding; single-stranded DNA 3'-5' DNA exonuclease activity; DNA-directed DNA polymerase activity
Source: RefSeq, a predicted model, not a curated record
AUGGCCCGAGGGUCAUAUUCGGGCUCGUUCCGCAGCCGGGGGCGAGGAAACUCAAGAAAUAACUACAGAGGCAAUAGCUCCUUCCGUGGUGGUCGAGGCAGAGGUCGAGGUCGAGGCCGAGGAGGGGCACCAACAGACCCACAGCCUCGGCGUGACGAUGAUGGGACGCAGCUCGCAGAAAGGUUUGAGCAGGUCCAACUGAAUGACGAAAUUGAUGAGAAGCUUGGUUUUGAGAGAAUUGAGGAAGGCGGAAGGAGGGAAGGGUGGUUGGUAAAUAUGCAUCCGACUCUCGUGAAAGAUGCAGACUGGCCAUCUGGUAAAGCCGCGGUAGACUUUUACUUUAUACAAGAUGAUGGAGGAAUGUUUAAGUGCACGUACCAGUACGAGCCUUACUUCUAUAUUGCAUGCAAGAGCGGAAUGGAAACAAUUAUUGAAGAGUGGCUAAUGAAGAAAUACGAAGCGAACAUAUAUCGGAUCACGCGAGAGCGGAAGGAGGACCUCAGCCUGCCCAACCAUCUUCUUGGCCACCGCCGCCUCUAUCUGCAGCUACAUUUCAGGAAUGUUUCUGACCUUCUCACCGUUCGACGUGACAUCAUGCCUCUCGCACUGGCUAACAGUGCGAAGCUAGAUGCAGUCGAUGCAUACGCCGAAGUGGUUAACUCCACCGCAGGCGUGGGUAUCUCAAUCGACAUGGAUGUCGAGUGGGGAGCUGAUGUGAACAUGGAUGCCCGAGACUCACGCAAUGCCGGGGGACGGGAGAAAGAUCCUCGAGAGGGUGUCAUCGAUAUCCGGGAGUUCGACGUCCCUUAUUACCUGCGGGUCGCCAUCGACAACGACCUCCGAGUUGGGCUGUGGUACGCGGUCACGUUCACUGCUGGUCAGCCUGCGUUCACCCAGAUUGUCGAGCGUGUCAAGCGAGCAGACCCGGUUGUGAUGGCGUACGAUAUCGAGACGACGAAGGCGCCGCUGAAAUUUCCUGACCAGGCUAUUGACCAGGUCAUGAUGAUUUCGUACAUGGUCGACGGCCAGGGUUUCCUUAUCACAAACCGAGACAUCGUAAGCGAGGAUAUCGAAGACUUCGAGUACACUCCGAAGGAGGGAUAUGAAGGUCCUUUCACUGUGUUCAACGAAGCCGACGAGGCUGCCACUAUACAACGCUUCUUCUCUCACAUCCAAGACGUCAAGCCCACUGUAAUAGCAUCGUUCAACGGUGAUUUCUUCGAUUUUCCUUUCUUAUGCGCUCGGGCCAAGGUCCAUGGGAUCGACAUGUUCCUGGAGACCGGCUUUAGCAAAGACUCAGAAGACGAGUUCAAGAGCCGCGGAUGCGUGCAUAUGGACUGCUUCCGCUGGGUCAAGCGUGAUUCGUAUUUACCCCAAGGAAGUCAGGGCUUAAAAGCCGUGACGACCGCGAAGCUUGGAUAUAAUCCUCUGGAGCUUGAUCCGGAGUUGAUGACCCCAUAUGCGAUGGAGCAGCCUCAGACGCUGGCGCAGUACUCCGUAUCUGACGCCGUCGCGACGUACUAUCUGUACAUGAAAUACGUCCAUCCGUUCAUCUUCUCGCUGUGCAACAUUAUUCCCCUCUGUCCAGACGAAGUCCUCAGGAAAGGAAGCGGUACCCUCUGCGAGACGCUGCUCAUGGUUGAGGCAUACCGCGGAGGGAUCAUCAUGCCUAACAGGCACGAAGAGGCACAUGGCAACAUGUACGAUGGCCACUUGCUCGCUUCCGAGACGUACGUCGGAGGACAUGUAGAAGCACUGGACGCUGGAGUUUUCCGCAGCGACAUCCCGACGAACUUCAAGAUAGAGCCGUCGGCUGUUCAGAAGCUCAUCGACGAAUUGGACGCAGCACUGACAUUCUGCAUCGUAGAGGAAUCCAAAACGCCUUUGGAAUCUGUGACGAAUUACGACGAGGUUAAAAGCCAAGUCCAGGCUGGGCUCGAAGAGAUGCGUGACAACCCUCUACGCAUGGACAAGCCGCUCAUCUACCACUUGGAUGUGGCGGCGAUGUACCCGAACAUCAUGUUGUCGAAUCGGCUACAGCCAGACUCGGUGGUGGAUGAGGCGGUAUGUGCGGUAUGCGACUACAAUCGACCGGGCAAGAGUUGUGACCGUCGCAUGACAUGGGCAUGGCGCGGCGAGUUCUUCCCUGCGCGGAGAGACGAGUUUAACAUGAUCAAGCAUGCACUGAACCAGGAGACAUUCCCUCCAAAACGUGCAGGGGGGUCGCAGCGCAAGUUCGGCGAUCUGUCUGAUGCAGAGCAAACCGCGUUGUUGCACAAGCGCCUCGGAGACUACUCGCGCAAGGUGUACAAGAAGAUCAAGGACACCAAGGUGGAGAAUCGCGAGGCCAUCAUCUGCCAGAGGGAGAACCCAUUCUACAUCGACACGGUGCGCCGCUUCAGAGAUCGCCGGUAUGAGUACAAGGGUCUGCACAAGACAUGGAAAAAAAAUCUCGACGCUGUGCUUUCGGAACACCGUUCCAUCGCGGAGGUGGACGAGGCUAAGAAGAUGAUCGUGCUGUACGAUUCUCUCCAGCUGGCGCACAAAUGUAUCCUUAACUCCUUCUAUGGAUACGUCAUGCGCAAGGGCGCUCGGUGGCAUUCUAUGGAGAUGGCUGGCAUCACCUGCCUGACUGGCGCAACAAUCAUCCAGAUGGCAAGACAAUUAGUCGAACAGAUCGGACGUCCCCUGGAGUUGGAUACGGAUGGAAUCUGGUGCAUGUUGCCAGGUAUCUUCCCGGAGAACUUCAAAUUUAAGCUGGCGAACGGGAAAGCCAUCUCGUUCUCGUACCCAUGCACCAUGCUCAACCAUCUCGUCCACGCUCAAUUCACGAACCACCAGUACCAUGAUCUCAAUACAGAGACCGGAGAAUACGCCGUGCACAGCGAGAACUCCAUCUUCUUUGAGUUGGAUGGUCCGUACAAGGCCAUGAUCCUGCCGUCAUCGAAGGAAGAGGACAAGUUGCUCAAGAAGCGCUAUGCGGUCUUCAAUGACGACGGCUCCCUCGCCGAACUUAAAGGUUUCGAAGUGAAGCGGCGUGGUGAAUUGCAGCUCAUCAAGAUUUUCCAGUCGCAGAUCUUCGAGAAGUUCCUACUUGGGACGACGACGGAAGAAUGCUACGCGGCCGUCGCACAAGUCGCGGAUCGCUGGCUUGACGUACUGUUCAGCAAGGCCGAGACUCUUGGGGAUGAUGAGCUGGUGGAUCUCAUCGCCGAGAACCGAAGCAUGUCAAGGACUCUCGCCGAAUAUGGCGGACAGAAGUCCACUUCUAUCAGCACAGCGAAACGUCUGGCGGAGUUCCUUGGCGACCAAAUGGUGAAGGAUAAAGGUCUGGCGUGCAAGUUCAUCAUCUCCGCUCGGCCCAUGGGUGCUCCUGUCACAGAACGAGCUGUGCCGGUGGCCAUUUUCUCCGCCGAGGAUUCUGUUAAGCGGUCGUACUUGCGAAAGUGGCUGAAGGACAACAGUCUAACCAACUUCGACAUACGGUCGAUCCUAGAUUGGGGGUACUAUAUCGAACGUCUGGGAUCUGUGAUCCAGAAGCUCAUCACCAUCCCUGCGGCUAUGCAGAAGGUCGCCAAUCCUGUACCCCGCAUACGCCACCCUGACUGGCUGCACCGACGGGUAGUCGCGUUGGAUGAUAAGUUCCAUCAACAGAAGGUGACUGAUUUCUUCAAGACUGGGCCGAGAGAGCAGUCCAACCAAGACAUCGAGGACUUCGGAAGCGAGCGCGAGCCUUCAAAGGGAAUCCGUCCCCGUAUAGCUGUAGUGAAUCGCAAGGCUCGUGGUCGGGAGGAUAACUUUGAGGAAGCUGUCCCAGAGAAAAUGCCAGAAUCCGUCACACAUUAUUCUGAUUAUCUGGCAGUCAGGAGGCGUCAAUGGACGCGUCGCUACCGGCCGGAGGGUGCAUCCAAUAUUGAAUUGCCAUUGUUUAAGGGUGUCAAAACGAAGGCCAGUGGCCGUUGGGAUAUCGUGCAGAUUAGGCCUAACAGAAUUCGCGGUCGGUUCACUUUGUGGAUAUCUGCUGACUCUGGUCUAGUGCCCAUCCCACUCCGUAUCCCGCGCCAGUUUUAUCUGCAUCUUCGUACGCCACCUCAAGCCGACAGGUUCAAGACUGAUGUCUACUCGGCUGAAAAAGUGGUUCGAAGUCUUCCUCGAGAGCUGCCUUGCGUCAAUCUGUAUAAGUUAACCGUGCGCGAAGAUAUCUAUCAAGAGGGCCGUGAACAUUUCAUUGAUCUCACCAACGAUCCAAACGUGGAUGGCGUCUUUGAGCUACAGCUUCCAUUGGUCAUGCGCGCAUUGCUGAAACUUGGGAAGACGUGUGCGAGUGAAGUCCCCGGUCUGACAUUGAACAGGGCUGAGAACAGCGGUAUCGAUCUGGAACAGCUCAGCCGUGCAGGCCCUUCGCUCUCCAAGCGCAAAUAUCUGGACGAAGGCAGAGCAGGGAAAUACAUCCUGCUCUACCACGCGUGCUCCGGCAACGCUGCAGUACAUGUCUUCGCACUGUUUAUUCCUGGAAAUGCUGUGCGCCUACACAUCGUUGAUCCUGCACAACGUCGCCAGUCAAUUCCCCGUCUCUCGGAGCUUUACGCGGACACUCUGGGCAAACGACAUCAAAAUUACGGCCCCAGUAUUUCCUAUGCAUAUCCGUCAACUUGCGAGUUCCUGUCAACCUACCAUGGUACCGACUCCACUGCACUAAAGGCGAUUUCGAGAGAACUCGGACUUGUUGACUCGCAAUCGUAUACAGUCGUGAUCUCCUCGAGCAGAGAGCAAGUGUACUUUGACUCCCAAGUCCCCAAACUGUCGAAGUUCCCGGUCGUGUCAAUGUCAAAAGCGAAGGGGCCUCAUACACUGGACGCGUUCCCUUGGCAGACAAACGUUGCGCAAAAGCUGGUCAACCGCUAUCUUACUUUGGGAACCUGGCUGGACCGAACUAUUGCUCUAGCGGACUACUACGACGUGCCGAUUGGCCACAUUGAUGGUGAUCAACCUCUGCUGCUGGCAGACGUCGACUUUGCUCGUCGACUCACCGACCAUGACAUGGUGCUCUGGUGGUCUCCGGGAGAUCGUCCUGAUUGGGGCGGCAUCGAAGAUGAUAGAAGGCCGUCGGAGGACUUGCCCAAGACGGAAUUCAUGUCGCCGGGAUGUUAUUCCAAUGUCUGUCUUGAGGUGACGGUGCGCAAUCUCGCGGUCAACUCCGUCCUUCAUUCGGUGCUCGUCAACGAACUGGAAGGAAGUGGCGGAGCAACCGCCUUUGACUCGUCUCACACCUUGGUUGAAUAUGCUGGUGGAGAUUCUCAGCGCGACCUCACCCUCGGCGAUGCCAACGUGUCCCCACAGACCUUCAGCGUCCUAAAGAACAUGGUCAAGACGUGGCUGCUUGACAAGAUCCAAGGUAACUUCGAAAGCCCAGCGACAAUCGCGAUCGACCAUUUCUGGCGCUGGAUCAGCUCGAAUGCCUCGUGCAUGUAUGAUCCAAGCAUACACCGAUUUGUUCACGGCCUGAUGCGCAAGACCUUCAUUCAGAUGCUGGCCGAGUUCAAGCGUCUCGGCUCACAUGUGGUCUACGCAGAUCUCAGUCGGAUCGUCCUCGUCACGUCCAAGCCUCCUGGUACAGCGCACGCCUACGCGACCUACAUCACGACAGCUGUGACAUCGCACGAGCUCUUCCAGCACGUCUUCUUGCACACCGAGCGAUUCUAUGACUUCCUGCUGUUCAUGGACCAGGCGAACUUGGCCGGCGUGGUUUGCGAGGAUCCUCUGGCGAUAGAGCCUCCGCAAGAGCUGUCAAUCGAGAUGCGGUGGAACAUCGAGACAUUCCUGCCUCCCGCCAUUCAGCGAGACUUCCGCAACGUCGUCCGCUUCUUCCUUGUCGAGCUCUUCAGGACGAACCAGAAGACCAAGGAGGCGAACCGCGUUCCGCUACGCGUGCUUGCGAACGGCGCCCCGGACGCGACGCAGCAUAACGCAUCCAAGACGCAGGAGCUGGAGGCCAGCCGCGACUUUAUCGCGCGCCGCCUCACGCGCAAACUCCUUCGGACCGUAGGGAGCAUCCAGGAGCGGCACCGCGACGCGCAGAUGGACGAGGACGCGCUGGCGGAGUGGGAGUUCCCGCUCCUGCCGGGCUCGCACCUGCACCUGACGAACCCGCUGCUGGAGUUCGUCAAGUUCGCGUGUGCGGUGUUCGGGCUGGCUAAGGAGUACCAGAUCGAGGUGGGGCUGCUGAAGCGGAACCUGCUCGAGGUCGUCGGCGUGCGCGAGUUUGCGGGCGAGGCGGCGUUCCACAACCCGUGCGAGCCGCUGCGGCUCGCGAACGUGCCCUGCCGGCACUGCGACGGCCUGCGCGACUUCGACUUCUGCCGAGACCCGGAGCUGCUCCCGCGCACGCUCGAGGUCAACGCGCGCUGGCUGUGCGUGGUGUGUGGCGGCGAGUACGACCGGACGAUGAUUGAGUUCGCCCUGAUGGAUAUGGUGUUCGACCUCGAACGCCGCUUUGCGCAGCAGGACCUGCGGUGCGGGAAGUGCAAGAAGAUACAGUCGGACAACGUAUCACGGCACUGUGCGUGCUCGGGCAGCUACCAGCUCAGCAUGAGCAAAGCGGACGUGCGCCGGAAGCUGCGGACGAUCGUGAAUGUGUCGUUGGCGCACAAUUUGCCCCGCCUCAGGGAAUGUGCGCAAACUAUGCUCACGUACUGGUGA